Messenger RNA from Rotaria socialis, 2649 nucleotides. Lineage: Eukaryota; Metazoa; Rotifera; Eurotatoria; Philodinida; Philodinidae. The record is from the annotation of a GenBank genome assembly.
AUGGACAAUCAAUCUCAGAUAUUUCAAAAGUUUCGCUGUCUCAAAUGUGAACGACGCUUAAAUAAGCCUCUUGAACUACGAUGUAAUCAUUUCAUUUGUCGAGAUUGUCUUGAAACUGUUCUUCGAAAUCAUCGUACAGAUGCGCAAUGUCCGGCUUGUAGUCGUCCUUUGGGUGAUUAUCAAAUAGAAAAUUAUACAUAUCUAUCUCCAAUUCAUUAUAUUUCACGUCUUCUAUCAACGUUCACUGAUGUCAAUGAAUGCCAUACAUGUAAAGAAUUUACAACAGUAAAAUCGUGUUCGGAAUGUUCGAAAGAUCAAUGUCAUUCGUGUUCUGCUAAACAUGAAGAAACACAUUUACAAAUUGAAGAACAGCCAAAUGAAAAUUUAGAGUUAUCCAACGAAGAACUUGAAAUACUUGAGCCAAUCAAAAGUUAUUUAAGUAAAAAAGAAUUUGAAGAUUUUAUUCAAACAGCAAGAAAUCAUGUUGAUCGUGCAAUAUUAAAACAAGAUAAAACAAUUGUCUAUAUUCCGCGUAAUGGAUCAACAGUGAGCGUUGAGAAAACUCCAAUUUGGUCAGACCCAGAAAUAUAUGAUUGGUCUAAACAUGAGCGAUUUAGCGAAUCCGAUAUAAUUAAUAGUAAACCAGAACGUGUCCGGCAAUUACUUCGCCUUGAUUUCAAUCCUCGACCUUAUCAAAUACGAAUGGCACGACCUGGAUUAGCAGGAAAAAAUUCAAUUGUUUGUCUACAAACGGGUUCUGGGAAAACAUUUAUUGCUGCAAUAGUGGCUAAAUUUCUUCAUAUCCGAUCACUUCAAAAUGUGAUUACUCCGUCGUCGAGUUCAACGAGUCGAUUUAAAGCUGUUUUUCUUGUUCCAAUCAAAGCUCUCGUUGCUCAACAAUGUGCCGCAUUCCGACAAGCUUUUAUCGAUCAACCUGAUUCCAUACUUAAACCGAUCGACAAUCAAGUUGGAGAACGAUUUAAAAAUCUCUAUCAACAAUUCGAUAUUUUCUUCUUCACAGUACAAAAAUUUGCGAAUUUUCUCGAAGGAAAACAUGCUGAUCUAACAAAAUUUGAUUUAGUUAUCAUCGACGAAUGCCAUCAUUGCUAUGAUAAUCAUCCGAUAAAUUCUAUGAUGCGUCAAUAUCAUCGCUUAAAAUUAUCCGGUUAUACAGUACCACCAAUCAUUGCUUUAACAGCAAGUGUUGGAACAAAUAAAAAAAAUGCAUUUGAUCAUCUUGUUCAUGUAUGUGCUAAUUUGGAUUGUCUUGAAAUAUGUGCCAUUGGAAAAGGUGUCGAAGAAGAUGAGCUUCGCAAUUCAACGAAUACUCCAUUGAGUGAUACAAUAUUAAGUGUGCCCAAAGAAAUAUCAGAUCCAAUUGUUAAAGCACUUAAAGAUGAUGUUAUGAAAGCAAUUGCUAGUCGUCUAGGAUAUGAUAUAUCUAUGAUGGACAAUCAAAAAUUAGAAACUUUUCUUGCUGUUGAACAUGACAAUGCAUGUAAAAAGAAUGAUCGAGAUGCAAUUAUUGGUUGUGAUUAUCUAAAAAAGUUUCAUCGUUUUCUUAUCUAUUAUGAUGAUUUACCACUGGUUGAAUGCAUACAAUGGUUGAUAGAAGGCUUAAAAGAAUCUACAGCUGGUAAUCCUACACAGUUUGAUAAGUUUUGUCGAAUAAAAUCAGACGAAUUUCUAAAAUUUGUUACCAUACAAAUAUCGAAUUCCAUCGAAGUCAAAGCUAAACUAAAAAAACUUGUCGAAAUGAUUAUUUAUUUGCAUACGGGCAAUUGUAGAGGUUUGGUACUUGUACGUACAAAAUUUCAUGCAGUGUCACUUGAAACAUUUCUUAAUAAGCACUCCGACUUAAAAAAACGUCAAAUCUUCGCGGGACACUUGACUGGCCAAGGUUCUGCAGAAGAACUUUCACUGCCAGGAAAUCAACAAAGUAAAGUUCUUGACGAAUUUCGAAAAGGAACAAAACAAUUACUUGUGGCAACAGAUGUUGCUCAAGAAGGCUUAGAUGUUGCUGAAUGUUCCUAUGUAAUUCGUUAUGAAUUCGUAUCGAAUGAAAUUGGUACAGUUCAAAGUCGCGGACGAGCUCGAGCGUCUCAAAGUAAAUGUUUUCUCAUCACAGAAGCAUUGUCCUUAAAUUAUCAACGUGAAACAGACAAUCGACUAAAAGAAGAAGACAUGAAGCAAGCAAUAACGGAAUGGCGUGAGAAAGGCAUUCAAGAAUUUCGAACGCUUGUACAAAAAGAACAAACUGAUUUAUUAAAGAAUUUAUCUACAAAUGGUCCGCAACCUACAGCAUUAGGAGCUGCACAACCGAAUAAAGAAACGGCAAAAACUAUUCAUUGUCGUUUCUGUGAUACAUUUCUUUGCAGAGGUUCGAGUCUAAGACUUCAAGGUACAACAAUUGUUUGUUUGGAUCCAGCAUUUGAAAAACUUGUCAAUCCACCGAAAUCAGCAGGAGAAAAAGUUGUCUGUCCAAAUAGAACAUGUCACAGAGAACUCGGUGCAGUUAUUUUACUCUCACGUAAUGCACCAGGAUAUGCAUUACAAAUAUCGUCAUUGAAAUUUUUCAUUGGUAAUGAAAUGCUUCCGCGUCUUUUUAAAAAAUGGAGUCAAUAUCAAGGCUAUAUGCAGCCAUUGUGA